This is a messenger RNA of Calidris pugnax (ruff), 1696 nucleotides long. Its product is annotated as keratin, type I cytoskeletal 14. Gene Ontology annotation, cellular component: keratin filament. Lineage: Eukaryota; Metazoa; Chordata; Aves; Charadriiformes; Scolopacidae. The record is from RefSeq and is a predicted model, not a curated record. Gene Ontology annotation, molecular function: structural molecule activity. The coding region runs from base 88 to 1494 and encodes 468 amino acids. The transcript is spliced from 8 exons.
GCUGCGGGGCGGGGGGAAGGCAGCACUCGCUGUCUGCGCUGCCGAGCCCGUUGUCUCUCAGCCCUCCAGCCUCCGCCAGCCCUCGCCAUGAGCACCACUGUCCGGCAAUUCUCCUCCUCCACCUCCCUCAAGGGCUUUGGCAGCCUGGGGGGGGGCUCCAGCAGGCUCUCCUCCGUGCGCCUUGGGGGAGCGGGCUACAGGGCCCCCAGCGUCCACGGGGGCUCUGGCAGCUACUCUGUCUCCUCCCGCGUCGUCUCGGGGCUCGGAAGUGGCUACGGGGGCAACUACUGCAGCAGCGUAGGAGGGGGCUUUGGGGGCAGCUAUGGGGCUAGCUAUGGGGCUAGCUAUGGGGCUGGCUUUGGGGGUAACUUUGGAGCCUGCUUUGGAGGGGGCGAUGGUGUCUUCCUGGCUGGAGAAAAGGAGACGAUGCAGAACCUCAACGACCGCCUGGCUGCCUACCUGGACAAAGUGCGUGCCCUGGAGGAGGCCAACACCGACCUGGAGGUGAAGAUCAGGGAAUGGUACAAGAAGCAGGGACCUGGGCCAGAGCGUGACUACAGCCCCUACUACAGGACCAUCGAGGAGCUCAGGAACAAGAUUCUUUCUGCAACGGUGGAAAAUGCCAACAUCGUGUUGCAGAUCGACAAUGCCCGGCUGGCGGCCGACGACUUCAGAACCAAGUUUGAGACGGAGCAGGCUCUUCGCAUGAGCGUGGAGGCCGACAUCAACGGCCUGCGCAGGGUCCUGGACGAGCUGACCCUGGCCAGAGCCGACCUGGAGAUGCAGAUCGAGAACCUGAAGGAGGAGCUGGCUUAUCUGAAGAAGAACCACGAGGAGGAAAUGAACGCCCUGCGCGGGCAGGUGGGUGGAGAGAUCAGCGUGGAGAUGGACGCGGCUCCUGGCAUCGACCUCACCAAGAUCCUGGCAGAGAUGAGGGAGCAGUACGAGAGCCUGGCGGAGAAGAACCGCCGGGACGCUGAGCAGUGGUUCUUCAGCAAGACGGAAGAGCUGAACCGGGAGGUGGCCAUCAACACGGAGCAGCUUCAGAGCGGCAAGUCGGAGAUCACGGAGCUACGGCGCACCAUCCAGAGCCUGGAGAUCGACCUGCAGUCCCAGCUCAGCACGAAAGCAGCCUUGGAGGGCUCCUUGGCCGACACGGAAGCCCGCUACGGCACCCAGCUGGCCCAGCUGCAGGGGCUGAUCACCAGCGUGGAGGAGCAGCUGGCCGAGCUGCGCUGCGACAUGGAGCGCCAGAACCACGAGUACAGGGUCCUCCUGGACGUCAAGUGCCGCCUGGAGCAGGAGAUCUCCACGUACCGCCGGCUGCUGGAGGGCGAGGACGCCCACAUCUCUUCCCAGUACUCCUCUGCGAUGUCCUCACACUCGGGCAGGGAUGUCAUGACAACCUCCCGCCAGGUCCGCACCAUCGUGGAGGAGGUGCAGGACGGGAAGGUGGUCUCCUCCCGGGAGCAGGUUGCCCUCACCACUCGUUAGGAGGGCUACCAGCUCUGUGGACCCUCGAGCCCAGACUCCAGAGAGCGGAACCACUGCCUGAGGCGGGAUGCGAUAGGGCUGUGUCUCAGAGCCAUCAACUUCUCUCCCCUGCUCCUCCUCCCUCUCUUACCCUGAUUCCACACGGGUGCCGUCGUGCACUCUGUACACAUUUAAUAAAGCUUUUUUUCUCUCGUUCGUGCAA